CCAACUCUGCUUCUUCCAUUUCCAACAUCACCACCAACUCUUACGCUGCGACGCCCGAUCACACCCGCCGCUUCAGCCCCACCUUUACUUCAUCUCCCAGGCACAACUCCAAGGGCAGUAUGAGAAUUUCCGCCAACUCCCAGCCCAAGAUCAUCACCGGCGAAGCUGGCUACGUUCUCGAAGACGUCCCUCACUUGUCCGAUUACAUCCCCGAUCUCCUUACGUAUUCCAAUCCAUUACAGGACAAUCCUUCUUAUUCAGUUGUUAAGCAGUAUUUCGUUAAUGUCGAUGAUAGUGUUGCCCAGACGAUUGUAGUCCAUAAAGAUAGUCCAAGAGGCACACAUUUUCGACGUGCUGGACCGCGUCAGAAGGUCUAUUUUGAACCGGAUGAUGUUCAUGCAUGUAUUGUCACAUGUGGUGGUUUAUGUCCAGGCUUAAAUACAGUAAUUAGAGAAAUAGUAUGUGGGUUGUACUACAUGUACGGUGUCCACCGAAUUCUUGGAAUAGAGGGAGGAUACAAGGGAUUUUAUGCCAGAAAUACAAUUCCAUUAACACCAAAGGUUGUAAAUGACAUCCAUAAACGUGGUGGCACAAUCCUUGGGACAUCACGAGGUGGCCAUGAUACCUCAAAGAUUGUGGAUAGCAUUCAGUACAGACGAAUUAAUCAGGUUUACAUUCUCGGGGGAGAUGGUACACAGAAAGGAGCUUCUGUAAUAUUUGAGGAAUGCAGGAGGCGUGGCCUCAAAGUUGCAGUGGCAGGAAUUCCAAAAACUAUUGAUAAUGACAUUCCGGUUAUAGACAAGUCCUUUGGAUUUGACACUGCCGUUGAGGAGGCUCAACGAGCCAUUAAUGCAGCUCAUGUUGAAGCAGAAAGCAUUGAGAAUGGUAUUGGCGUUGUCAAGUUAAUGGGUCGCUACAGUGGAUUUAUAGCCAUGUAUGCUACUCUUGCCAGCCGAGACGUGGAUUGUUGCCUGAUUCCAGAGUCACCUUUCUAUCUGGAAGGAGCAGGUGGACUAUUUGAAUACAUUGAAAAAAGACUUAAAGAGAACGGCCACAUGGUUAUAGUAAUAGCUGAAGGUGCAGGACAAGAGCUUCUAGCUGAAAGCAUGCUUGCCAUGAACCAUCAGGAUGCUUCUGGAAAUAAGCUUCUUCAAGAUUCUGGCCUGUGGUUAUCACAGAAGAUUAAGGACCACUUCUCAAAACUGAACAAGAUGUCUAUAAAUCUCAAAUAUAUAGAUCCUACUUACAUGAUCCGUGCUAUUCCGAGUAAUGCGUCUGACAAUGUAUACUGCACCCUCCUUGCUCAUAGUGUGGUUCAUGGUGCAAUGGCUGGAUAUACAGGCUUCACCGUCGGCUCUGUUAAUGGGAGGCAUGCUUAUAUUCCAUUCCAUCGGGUGACAGAGAGACAGAACAAGGUUGUGAUUACUGACAGAAUGUGGGCACGGCUAUUAUCAUCAACUAAUCAGCCAAGUUUCUUGGACCUGAAGGAAGAAACUGAAAAGAAAGAGGAGGAAACAGAAUCACAACUGGCCAAUGGGGUAACUCAUUUAGACGAAACUGCUUCGGUUAGGCUGAAGGUGUAGGGAAUGCGAGCAAUUCAUUCAUUCAGGAGAUCGAAGAUCAAUGCAUCCUAUGUGGUACCCUUUUCGUUUUCUUUCUCUCCUCUCUAGCUUCCUGUUCAAUUCAUCUCUUACAAGGGCACUAGCCAAGUGAAGUUUUAGGUUUUAAUGUUAAUAGACCACAUUAUAAAGAUGAGGUUAUGUGUUAUGCACCCGAGUAUCAUGUACAUUGGUGAAAGGAGGGAGUAUACAUUAGAAUUUGUUGUAGCAGAAAUACAUGGCAU
This is a messenger RNA of Fragaria vesca subsp. vesca, 1843 nucleotides long. Its product is annotated as 6-phosphofructokinase 3-like. Gene Ontology annotation, cellular component: cytoplasm. The record is from RefSeq and is a predicted model, not a curated record. The transcript has 13 exons. Gene Ontology annotation, molecular function: ATP binding; 6-phosphofructokinase activity. Bases 120 to 1583 code for a protein of 487 amino acids. Gene Ontology annotation, biological process: fructose 6-phosphate metabolic process; glycolytic process. NCBI's taxonomy places the organism in Eukaryota, Viridiplantae, Streptophyta, Magnoliopsida, Rosales, Rosaceae.